Capsella rubella is the source of this 1084-nucleotide messenger RNA. RefSeq lists its product as uncharacterized. NCBI's taxonomy places the organism in Eukaryota, Viridiplantae, Streptophyta, Magnoliopsida, Brassicales, Brassicaceae. The record is from RefSeq and is a predicted model, not a curated record. The transcript is spliced from 5 exons. The coding region runs from base 182 to 913 and encodes 243 amino acids.
GCUAUAUUUGCGUGUGUGUAUAUAUAAAUACAUGCAUACAUGUAUCACUUGUCUCUCCCCCAUUGGUUAAGAAACAGAGAGAAACGGUAAUUUAAAGAUUUUGCUAAGAUAUUUUAGAUCAAGAAUCCGACUUUUGAGCGGGUCUUAUCUUUAUUCUCCACCUCAAAGAACCACUUUCGUCAUGGCCUCUGUUGCCGUGAAGCCACUACCUCUUCUUGGCCGGACCCUCACUUCCACGGCGGCUUCAAAAUCUCCGCCAAUGCUGGCCAACGUUUCAAGCAGGCAUUUUCUCGAGAUCUCUUCGUAUAACGGAUUCUUGAGGCAAAUAAAAACUCCGGCAACUUUGAGCCACCGCCGGAAAGUAAGCACGGUGGUGGCUUCGGCGGGAAACUUGACGGCAUCGUCGUGGGACUCUUGGAAGCCAGAUAAGACGGCGGCGGCUACGGCUUUGUUGCUGAGUGAUGUCAUUUGGCCUGCAGCUGGAGCGUUUGCGGCAAUGGCAAUAUUGGGAAGAAUGGAUCAAAUGCUAUCUCCAAAAGGGAUAUCAAUGUCAGUUGCACCACUUGGUGCCGUCUCCGCCAUUCUUUUCACCACUCCUUCUGCUCCUGCUGCUCGUAAAUACAAUAUGUUUUUGGCUCAAAUAGGUUGUGCUGCGAUUGGUGUGGUAGCCUUCUCCGUCUUCGGGCCAGGCUGGCUCGCCCGGAGCGUUGCCCUCGCUGCUUCCAUCGCAUUCAUGGUCAUUGCUCGUGCCAAUCACCCUCCUGCGGCGAGCUUACCAUUAAUGUUCAUAGAUGGAGCAAAGUUCCAUCACUUGAAUUUCUGGUACGCAUUGUUCCCAGGUGCAGCUGCUUGUGUCAUCCUCUGCCUUCUCCAAUCCAUCGUAUGUUACUUGAAAGAAAACAUAAAAUUUUGAUGAAUCAUCAAACGACGCGUUGACGUACGAUGAAAUGAUAUACAUAUAAUACAGACAUAUUGGUGGAAAUCUCUUGUGAAAAUAUCUGAUUCAUGUAUACACUUGAACGUAUGUAAAUGACUAUAUAUAUAAAAUACGUUCAUUCAAAAUAUGUAGUUCUCUCCUUUUCUU